Suhomyces tanzawaensis NRRL Y-17324 is the source of this 1077-nucleotide messenger RNA. RefSeq names its product translation initiation factor eIF2B subunit beta (gene GCD7). The coding region runs from base 1 to 1077 and encodes 358 amino acids. Gene Ontology annotation, biological process: translational initiation. The record is from RefSeq and is a predicted model, not a curated record. The transcript has a single exon. Gene Ontology annotation, molecular function: guanyl-nucleotide exchange factor activity; translation initiation factor activity. Lineage: Eukaryota; Fungi; Ascomycota; Pichiomycetes; Serinales; Debaryomycetaceae. Gene Ontology annotation, cellular component: eukaryotic translation initiation factor 2B complex.
AUGACUUUGAAUUCCGAUAUCCUCACGUUGAUAGACCCUGUUGUGGCCAGCUUGAAGCGUCACCAAAUUGAGGGGGACAAGAACUUAGCCCUUGUGAUUUCGCAGCUUUUAAUGAAAGUGAUCUCAGCUGCCCGUUGGACCAAUCCUUAUGAUCUAAUCGACACCAUCAGAGAAGUCGGUACUAUUCUCGAGAAAGCACAACCACGUGAAAUCAUAGCUGGAAACAUAGUGAGAAGAGUGUUGGCCUUGAUCCGAGAUGAAAUUGAAUCUGUGCAUCAAGAUGACUCAACCAACACCCCAAUGAUGUCUUCCAUGUUCAGUUUGUUGUCCACCAACAGUAACAUCAACCACAAGGAGUUGCACAACCAACUGAAAAAGCAAAGCAGUGACUUAAGGUCCAUCAUCAUCCAAGGUAUCCGAGAUUUGGUGGAUGAAAUCUCCAAUGUCGAUGAAGGAAUGGAAACGAUGUCGGUGGAUUUAAUUCACGAUAACGAAAUCUUGUUGACCCCUACCCCUACUUCGUCCACCGUGUUGCAAUUCUUGAUCAAAGCCAGAGCCAAGAGAAAGUUCACCGUUUUGGUCACCGAAAACUAUCCUAAUGAUAUUAAUGAAGCUCAUAAAUUCGUGAAAACUUUGGUGGACAACAAGGUGGAAACCAUUUUGAUACCAGAUUCUACCACCUUUGCUGUCAUGUCAAGAGUUGGUAAGGUCAUCAUUGGCUCUAACGCUGUGUUCGCCAACGGUGGAAGCAUGACCAAUUCCGGGGUAGCAAAUGUUGUCGAGUGUGCUAAGGAAAAUAAAACACCUGUGUUUGCAGUUGCUGGGUUAUAUAAAUUAUCACCAUUAUACCCUUUCAACCGUGAUGAUUUAAUAGAAGUUGGUAACUCCGGUAAGGUUUUGAACUAUGAUGAUUUCGAUUUGAUAGAAAACGUCGAUGUCAUUACCAACCCGUUAGAUGACUACAUUCCGCCUGAACAUAUUGAUAUCUACAUUACCAACAUUGGAGGUUUCUCCCCAUCAUUUAUUUACAGAAUUGUUUUGGACAACUACAAGACUGAAGAUAACAAGCUCGAAUAG